AAAGAAAAGACCAAAAAUUAGAAAUAUUAUUUGCUCUGAGAUGGUUUGAGCUGGCUAAGUCAUUUAAGAAUUUUAUUUUCUAAUUUGAUAAAUAUUGCAUACAUUUAACCAACUUGGCUUUUUAUCUUGUCACAAUUUUAACAUAAAUAAUAACAUAAAAAAACACAUAAUAAAACAUGUGCAUUCUAAUAAUGUCAAGUACCUACAGAACACAGGACUGGCAUGAUUUCUGUUGGUACUGUUUUAGACUGAAUUGUGCCCUCUUCCCCCAAACUCUUAUGUUAAAAACCUAACUUCCAAUAUGACUGGACUGUUUUUGGAGAUAAAGCCUUUAAGGAGAUUAUUAAGGUUAACUGAGAUCAUAAAGCUGGGGCCCUAAUCUGAUAGUACUAGUGUCAUUAUAAGACUAGGAAGAGAUACCAGAAGUAUGCACUCACAGAGAAAAGGCCAUCGGAGUACUCAGCAAGAAGGCAGCCAUCUGCAGGCCAAGAAGGAGAGGCCUUACUAGAAAGAAACCCUACCAGCAUCUUAAUCUUGGACUUCUAGCCUGUAGAACUGUGAGAAAAUAAAUUUCUGUUAUUUAACCUACUCAGUAUUGUGUUAUGGAAGCCUGAGCAGAAUAAUGCAGAUUUUGGUACUGUGAAAUGGAGUUCCACUGUAACGAAUACCUAAAAAUGGGGAGUGGCUUUAGAAUUAGGUAAUGUGAGGCUGGAAGAGUUCUGAUGGAAUCAUUGGUGAGAAUGCAGAUGCUAAAGAUGAUUCCGGUGAGGUCUCAGAUGGAAACGAGAAAUGUUACAGGAAACUAGAAAGAAGGCAGUCCUUGUUAUGAAGAAGCAAAAAACUUGACUGAAUUGUAUUCCAACGUUCUGUGAAAGAUAGAACUUGUGAGUGAUGAGCAUGGACAUUUAGCAAAGGAGAUUUCUAAGCAAAGUCUUGAAAGUAUAGCUUGAUUUCUCCUUACUGCUUAUAGUAAAAUUUGAGAGGAGAGAGAUUUAUUGUAGAAGGAAUUGUUAAGCAAAAAGGAACCAGGAACUGAGACUUGGGACAUUCUCAAUAUGUCCUUAUUGUAAGAGCAUGUUCUGGAAAGAACACCCAAUAUGUGGCCAGUCUUUCCAUAAAGAGAUUAAACCAUAGUUAAUCAGCCAUCCUGGCAGAAGCUAAGAAUAGUGAUGGGAUUAUACCAGCAGAGACACUGCCACUUUGUAUCAAAGGGGUCAGAUGGGAUAUAAUAAAGAAAGGUUUUUGGACUUAGGUUCUACUGUCCUAUUCUAUAGAAUCACAUAUCUGGCUGUUAACAUCCCUUAUCCUUCAAGAAAAGGGAAGACUGACUCUGAGGAUUAUUCGCAGAUCAGCAGGAUUGCCACUGCCUCCACAGGCCCAGAGCACAAAGCUGCCUCCUCCUCAGUUUCAGAGGGCCAGGCUCCCUUGUAGAGCAUGGCUGUCACCUAGGGCCCAGAGUACAAAGUGAUGUUGCAGUGUGCCUGUAGGGCACAGCAUCAAAGCAGAGAGGACUAUUCGUGUGCCUUAAGAUCUAAUGGAAUUUGCCUUGCUAGGUUUUGGAUUUUCUUGGGACCUAUCACCCCUUUCUUCAUUCUGAUUUCUCCCUUUUGGAAUGGGAAUGGAUAUCCUGUGCAUGUCCUAACAUUGUAUUUUAGAAGCAUGUAAGUUAUGUGGUUUUACAGUUUCACAGCUGGAGAACAAUUUUGCCUCAGGAUUAAUCAUACCUCGAAUCUCAACCAUACCUAAUGUAGAUGAUAUUUGGGUGAAAUUCUGGACUUGGAGUUCUUACUGCAAUGGGUUAAGACUUUAGGGGGCUUUGGGGAUGGGGUGCUUGUUUUUUGUAUGUGAAAAGGACAUGAAUUGUAGGGGCCAGAGGGAAGAAUGUUAUCAAUUGAAUUGUAUCCCACCACCACCAAUCUAUACCUUGAAGUACUAACCCCCAGUGUGACUGUUUGGAGAUAAGAAGGUGGUUAAGGUUAAAUGAGGUCUAAAGAGUGGGCCUCUAAUCCAAUAGGACUCUUGUUCUUAUAAGAAGAUGAAGAGACACCAGAAGUAUGCAUGCACAGAGGAAAGGCCAUGUGAGGACACAGAACGUGGAUCUCUGCAAGCCAGAACAAGAGCCCUCACCAGAAAACAACCCUAUGAAAAGAAGUAAAGAAUCGAUAAUUAAAAAUCAUAAUCAAGAGGAAAUAAGUAUUCUUCGUUGUUGGAAAUGUAGAAAAUGUAUAGCAAGUUCUGGUUGUUUCAUGGAAUAUCUUGAAAAUCAAGUGAUUAAGGAUAAAUGUGAUCCAGAUGAUACUCAAAAUAUUUGUCAUGUGUGGCACAUGAAUAUAGAAGCCCUUCCAGAAUGGAUAAACUACUUAAUACAAAAAGCCCAGUGGACAGUUGGAAAACUGAAUUGCCCUUUCUGUGGGGCCCGUUUAGGGGGCUUUAAUUUUGUCAGCACUCCAAAAUGUUCCUGUGGCCAGCUUGCAGCUGUACAUCUCUCCAAGAGCCGGACCGAUUAUCAGCCAACACAGGCAGGCAGACUAAUGAGACCAUCACUGAAAUACUUGUCACAUCCUAGAGUUCAGUCAGGUUGUGACAAGAAAACUCUGCUGACAGGUGGUGGCUCCAAAAACAGAAAUCACAGGCUUUUAAACAUGGCCCAAAAUAAUAAUGACCCUGGAAGAUUAACAGAAGCACUCUGCCUGGAGGUGCGAUCAACAUAUUUUGAGAUGAAGAACGAAAAACUGCUCUUCAAAGAACCAGAACCAAAGUACCAGCUUUUUGUUCCACAGCUUGUGACUGGCAGAUGCACUACAAGAGCUUUUCAUAGAAAAUCACAUAGUUUGGAUCUGAACAUCAGUGAAAAACUGACUUUAUUACCCACCUUAUAUGAAAUCCAUAGUAAGACUACUGCCUAUUCCAGGCUAAAUGAAACACAGCCUAUUGACCUUUCAGGCUUGCCUUUACAAUCUAGUAAAAAUAGAUGUUCCUUUCAGAAUCCAUCCACUUUUGAUCCUCAUAUGCUGCUGCAAAGGUUUUCAGUGGCCCCCCACGAGACCCAGACACAAAGAGGAGGAGAAUUUCAGUGUGGUCUAGAAGCUUCUUCAGUGUACUCUGACCAUGCUAGUACUAACAACCUUGCUUUCCUGAUGGACCUGCCCUCAGCUGGCAGGAGCAUGUUGGAGGCCUCGGAGGAAGAAGAGCACCUCUCCCCUCUGGACUUCCUGCACUCGGCUAAUUUUUCCUUGGGUACCAUUAAUCAGAGGCUCAAUAAGAAAGAAAGGAGCAAAUUGAAGAAUCUAAGAAAGAAACAACGAAGACAUGAAAGAUGGCUACAGAAGCAGGGUAAAUACCCAGGAAUGGGAUUGCUGAAUCAAAUGCAAAAGGAUACAAACCAUCAUCAACAAAAGGAAAAGGUGCAUGGGGCAAAAUAUGGAGGAAAUCAGACUUUGAAUAAUGAGAUGAGUACAGAUGAUGACAAUGAAUAUGCAGAAGAAAAGGAUAGCUACAUCUGUGCAGUGUGUUUGGAUGUUUAUUUCAACCCUUACAUGUGUUACCCUUGCCACCACAUCUUCUGUGAGCCCUGCUUACGGACUCUGGCCAAAGACAAUCCUGCAAGCACUCCUUGCCCAUUAUGUCGGACAAUUAUUUCUAGAGUCUUUUUCCAGACAGAGCUGAACAAUGCCACAAAAACAUUCUUUACUAAAGAAUAUUUGAAAAUAAAACAAAGCUUCCAUAAAUCCAGCUGUGCAAAAUGGCCUCUACCAAGCUGCAGAAAGGCAUUCCAUCUUUUUGGAGGUUUCCAUAGACGUGCAGCUCCAGUUACAAGAAGGCAGUUCCCACAUGGUGCACACAGGAUGGACUACCUGCACUUUGAGGAUGAUAGCCGUGGAUGGUGGUUUGACAUGGAUAUGGUGAUCAUAUAUAUUUAUUCAGUGAACUGGGUCAUUGGAUUCAUUGUUUUCUGCUUUCUUUGCUAUUUUUUCUUUCCGUUUUAGGAAUUUUCAUACCUACUACAGUUGAACAAUCAUAAAAGAUGUAAAUAACAAUUGCUUAAACAUUUUUUAAAUGUGCUUUGAAGUUUUUAUAAUGUUGCAUUAUAUAAAUUGUUGGUGUUUAUAGAAAGCCUGACAAUAAUGGACUUAUUAAUGUUUUUCAUGUAACAAACCAACUUUAUUUAAAAGCUAAUCUAUCCAGCGCUUAGCAACAAUGCACUAUUAAUUUCAUAGUUGUUCUUGGUUUAGGAUUUGGGGUUCUAAUUUUACUGUGUCACUUUUAUACUUACUUUGAUUAUAAAGACUGGUUUUCCCUCUUAAAAUAGUUAAAAUACAAAAUGAAAUGAUAAUCUGAACAGACAGUAUUUUAACUGAUGAAAUAUUUAGUCAAUCAUUACUUAUUCUCAAGCAAAUUAUAUUCAUUAAAGAUAAACAACAUUUUCUGGGAACUAAUCUAGCAAGGUAUAUUCAAUAUUGGUAUCCAAAUGCCUUUACUUAUGUCCCCUUCUAUUACCAAGAAAACUGACUAUCCUUUUUGUACAGAUCUAAUUAGUACAGUAAUUUUAAUUGUUAUAAGCAACAGAAGAGUAAAACUAUGUAAUACUACAAACUUUGGGACUAACCCCCUCCAGUAGACACUUUAGAGACCUAUAUUAACACUUUCCAAAUUACAGGAUAAAUAACCUGAAGAAAUAAACAAUUCAACAACUUUCAGUAGUCUAAAAGAACAAUGCAUGUCCAAACUGUAAUUAAUUUAGCAUUUAUUUAAGUAGAAGAUUGUCAAAUAUAUUGUAAAUGUGCAAUAAAGAAUGGCUUUUUAAUUUUUUA
Molecule: messenger RNA, 4811 nt
Organism: Microcebus murinus (gray mouse lemur)
Lineage: Eukaryota; Metazoa; Chordata; Mammalia; Primates; Cheirogaleidae
Source: RefSeq, a predicted model, not a curated record